Mastomys coucha (southern multimammate mouse) is the source of this 2221-nucleotide messenger RNA. RefSeq names its product opticin (gene Optc). The record is from RefSeq and is a predicted model, not a curated record. Lineage: Eukaryota; Metazoa; Chordata; Mammalia; Rodentia; Muridae. Gene Ontology annotation, molecular function: protein binding.
CCAUGGUGACCACUGCUUGUGGACUUGAAGUUGGUCUUCAGAUCCUACCCCACUCCCUGUUUCCGCCCCCCUCUGUACCACCAAGAUGCUCGGUGUUCUCUAGGGGUGGGGGGGCUGGGGGUGCUCUUUUUCUCUUUGGAUUCAAUCAUUAUUCUGUCAUUAUUUCUGAGGGGGUGGGAGUGGGGGCGGGGGACGGGGACAGCAAGCUUGCUCCAUCCGUCCUGGAAAGCUCAGCCCAGUCUUCCGGAAAACUCCCAGUCUAACUGACCAGCCCUCAAAGACCAAAGAAGAAGGUGCGGAGGCCAUGGUGUGUGUGUGUACACGCGCGCGCUCAAGCAAAGAAUUCCUGCUCAUUAAGUGAAGAAAUGAGAUUAGGAACCCCUGAGGAAAGAGGAAGGGAAACAGCAGGGCACUUCAAAGAAUGGACAAUCCAAUUAGACACAUGGAUCCCUGGGCCAAGUGCUUGUCCUCUCCCUGGCCAAUAGAUGAGGGAGUGUCUAGCUGUCCCCUGGUCAUCUCCUCCCAGAGCCUUUAUCCCCUGGAAGCUCUUGGGCCAGACGGAACCCCAAGCAUCUAAAAGGAUGUACAUCAAAGGGGUUCAGCCAUUCCCACUCCUACCCCUGCCUCAGAACCUCAUGAAGUUCCUGGCUUUCCUGAGUCUGUUGACCCUGGUGCUGCAGGAGGCAGGGACAGCUUCUUUCCUAGGAGGGAGAGAAACAGAAGAGAGGAGCCCAGAGGAAGGUGACACUUACGCGUCCAUGCAUGUGGGGAACUAUACCCUGAGCAUAGAGGACUACAGCGAAGUCAUUGACCUGAGCAGCUAUGAGGAGCUUGCAGACUAUGGGGACCAGAUACCUGAGGUCAAAGCAAGCAGUCCGACUCUUCCAACAAGAACUAGUCCCACUAGCACCGUGGCUCCAAGGACAUUGUCACCAAACCUCACAGUGGCUGGACCUACCACCACUGGCCUGCUGAACUCCCAGAGCAGUCCUGGCCUGCCUACCUGUUUGAUCUGUGUGUGCCUUGGCUCCUCUGUGUACUGUGAUGAUGCGGACCUGGAGGACAUUCCUCCUCUUCCCCAGAUGACCACCUACCUGUAUGCUCGCUUCAACCACAUCAGCCACAUCCAGGCUGGAGACUUCAAAGGGCUGACAAAACUGAGAAGGCUCGACCUCUCUGGCAACUCCAUCUCCUCCAUCCACAACGAUGCCCUCCGUCUACUACCUGCCCUUCAAGAUCUGAUCCUUCCAGAGAACCAGCUGGCAGCCCUGCCUGUGCUGCCCAGUGGCAUCGAGUUCCUGGACGUCCGCCUGAAUCGGCUGCAGAGCUCAGGGAUACAGCCUGAGGCCUUCGUGGCGCUGGAGAAGCUGCAGUUUCUCUACCUGGCGGACAACCUGCUGGAUUCCAUUCCUGGGCCUUUGCCCCUCAGCUUGCGCUCCCUGCACCUGCAGAACAACAUGAUUGAGACCAUGGAAAGCGACACCUUCUGUGACACCAGGGAACGCAGACAUGAGCGCCGGCAGCUAGAAGACAUCCGCCUGGACGGGAACCCCAUCAAUCUGAGCCUUUUCCCAGAGGCCUAUUUUUGCCUGCCACGGCUCCCUGUGGGCCGCUUCACCUAGCUGCCACCGGUCCACUCUUCCCAGAUAGAUAGUGCUCGGAGGAUCACUGAGGGAGCACUCUCUCCCUGCACCUAGGAAGUGAUCCAUAGGCCAUGUUCCAGGCAGCCUGUGAGCCACAGUUGCAAAAUUGCACAACACGCACACACGCACACGCACGCACACACACACACACACACACACACACACACACACACACACACGCGGUGGGGGGAGGGCGGAGAGCAAGCCUUCAGUCACUGAAUUUGCAUUUCUCCCUCCUCUUUCCCUAUACCUUAUGGUCCCUGACUCAGAGCAGCCACAUCCACAGCAGAGAGAUUUCCACACUCACCACACCCAUCUUCCCACACCGAAUUCCAGGAGAACCAUGAAAGAGAGGGGAGGAAGAGGAGGCGCCGAAGGGACAGAAGCUAGGAUGGAGGGGAGGAGGGAGGGAGAGCAGAAUCAUCAGUGCUGAAGUGCUGAAGCCUGUUUUUUCUGACUAGUAGGCUGACAGGACUGCUAAUUACGUUUUUCCAGAAUUUUGCAGUUCAGUUGUUAAACACAGCCAUUAUGAAAAAUUAAAUUAUAUAACCUUGCAGCUCAAUAUAUUAUACUGAAAA